Messenger RNA from Sphaeramia orbicularis (orbiculate cardinalfish), 1861 nucleotides. It is a transcript of the gene sash3, whose product is annotated as SAM and SH3 domain containing 3. The record is from RefSeq and is a predicted model, not a curated record. The coding region runs from base 140 to 1354 and encodes 404 amino acids. The transcript is spliced from 8 exons. NCBI's taxonomy places the organism in Eukaryota, Metazoa, Chordata, Actinopteri, Kurtiformes, Apogonidae. Gene Ontology annotation, molecular function: protein binding.
CUGCACUUCAUUCGAUUGUACAGGAGCUGCUACAGCUUUGCCUUCCUCUGCUUUAUCAGACAACGUUGACAGAGACAGAAAACUCUGACCCAGUAAAACCAAUUUGUUCAGAGAACCAUCAGGACCAUAGAAGAGGAAAAUGUUGAGGCGAAGGCCUUCCAACGCCUCGGAGAAGGAGCAGGUGCAGAAGAAGAAGCUCACCCUGCAGAGGUCUAGCAGCUUCAAGGACUUUAUGAAACACAAACCCACGUCUCCUGUUGUGUCAGAAAAAGAGUUCAGCUUGGAGGAGACUGUGGCUGAAGGUGUCCCAGCAGAAGAAGCAGUGAAAAGUGGCCUCAAACUGGGCAAGAAAUGGCGCAACGUCAUCUCACGUACAAUGACCCGCAAAACAUCCAAGAUGGUGCAAAAGGCUCUGGCUGAGGAAGGAGGUGAGAGCGGUGAGGAGUUGUCUCCUGUCUCCCCAGACUUUCUUCCAGAUCUGACUGCAGGACAGAGGACGUCCGUGUGUUCCACGGGGUCGGAGGACACGGCGCCCAGCCCCGUUAGCCGGCAGCUCUCUGGCAGUAGUGACAGACAGAGUUUGGACAGCGGAUACUGUCAGAGGGACAGCAUGAGGCUGGACGAGAACAUCAGCUCCAACUAUAACGGACCCUUCUGUGGUCGGGCCCUGGUCCACACUGACUUCACACCGAGUCCUUAUGAUAUAGAGUCCCUGAAACUCCAAAAAGGAGACAUCAUCUACAUUAUUGAAAAGCCUCCUGUCGGGACCUGGACCGGGAAACUCAACAACAAAGUGGGCUCCUUUAAGUUCAUCUACGUCAACCUCCUUCCAGAUGAAAGCCCCCCGGCCCGGAGGAGACGGUGCAACAACAAGACCAACCGAAACAAAUCCAAACCCAAAACUCUGGAGGAAGUCCUGGACAGCAUCGGACUCACCGAGCUCAGUUCGUUGCUGUCGAUGCACGGUUUCCAGAGUCUGGAGGAUUUCGCAGGACUGAAGGAGUCUCACCUCAAUGAGCUGAACAUCACCGACCCAGAGCAGCGCUCCAAGAUCCUGAACGCCACCGACCUCCUGAGAGACUCUGAGGAGGAGUCAGAGCCAGAGGAGGAGGACAGAUCCGGAGAGAACGCCAAGGAGCCGAGAGAUUCAGGAUGUUUUGAGAGUUCAGACACGCUAGAGGGUGGACGUGAAGAGCCGAAGACAGAAGAAGAAGAAGAAGAAGAAGAGACCCAGGAGGAGACGUCAGAGGAAAAGUCGAACCAAGAGGCAGAGGAGUGUGAAGGAAACCAGACGGACGAGCUCGACGCCGUACAAGAGCAACUGGAGGAGCUAAGGGUGGAGGAAAAUUCCUGAAAAGCAAUGGAGAAAUGCACAAACUUCUGGAAAAAUCCUGAUUUUUGGGGACUCUGUCGAUGAAGGUUUCAAAGAUAAAGCUCUUCAUCAUUAGAGAGGACAAUGUCAGGUACAAACAUUCACAUAUAUCUGUUUUUCUCAGUUUGUUUAGUCUGUUAAACAUAAUAUCAAUCUCUUCAGCUGUAAAUGUAUGGGUGAGAUAUUGAGAGAAGAAUGGGUUUGGUGUCACCACGGUAUCAAAGAAGCAUUUAAGUUUUCUUUCUCUUUGUUUUCUAUGUUUGAAAUGUUUUUUUGUGUUUGUUUCGUUUGGUUUUUUUUGUGCAGUCCGAGACAACUACGAAUGUAAAAUAUAUUCACAUAUUUGCCACAUCCAUUGAAACAAACUGUUACCUUGAACAACUUUGUUUUCAUUGUGUCAGGUACGUUCCACAGAUGCCGUUAUUAAACUGAAAACUGGUAAUAAUGAUGUAAAUACAACUUGAAAUAAACAUAAUACGUUGACUUCAA